Epinephelus fuscoguttatus (brown-marbled grouper) is the source of this 1197-nucleotide messenger RNA. RefSeq names its product histamine N-methyltransferase A-like. The transcript is spliced from 7 exons. The record is from RefSeq and is a predicted model, not a curated record. Bases 134 to 1006 code for a protein of 290 amino acids. Gene Ontology annotation, molecular function: N-methyltransferase activity. NCBI's taxonomy places the organism in Eukaryota, Metazoa, Chordata, Actinopteri, Perciformes, Serranidae.
UUCAAGAGUUACGUAACAAGGGUUAUAUGAGGACAGCCACGCAGUGUGGGAGGGGAGAGUAAAUCUGCAACUUAAAAGUGGGAAAAACAAUUGACUCUCUGUCCUCACUCUCGGCAUACUCAAGGAAUCAGUCAUGGCUGCAGAAGCAAAGCAGUCUUGUUACGAGGGAAGCUCUGUCCAAAGCUUCCAGUUUUACCUAGAACACUCAGGAGAACACGAGGCCAUUCUCCAGUUUGUUCACAACAGCCUGCCAGGAGAAUUUAAAAGAAUUGCAGCAGGGAAAAGUAGCCUGGAUGUUCUUGGUGUCGGGAGUGGUGGAGGGGAGGUGGAUGUCCAGAUACUCACCCUACUGCAGUCAACAGUCCCUGGUGUCCCGAUCACUGCUGACGUUGUGGAAGGCAGCUCUCAGCUCACAGACAACUUCAAAGCUCUGGUAGCAAAGACCACCAACCUUCAGAAGAUCCCAUUUGCUUGGCAUAUCAUGCACAGUGAGGACUAUGAGAGGCAAGUCAAAGCAAAAAGAGACAUGAAGAAAUUUGACUUCAUACACAUGAUUCAGAUGAUCUACUAUGUGGAUAACCUCGCAGACACCAUCAAGUUUUACCACAGCCUUCUGAAGAACAAUGGCAGGCUUAUGAUCAUCAUUGAAACAGCUAACGGUGGCUGGGACACCCUGUGGAAGACUUACAAGAAGGAGCUCUGUGUCCAGGACAUCACAGAGUAUCGCUCAUCGGGAGAGGUUAUCGCCUGCCUGAAGAGCCAGGGUCUGAAAUAUGAUGAGCACCCCAUUCCCAACAGUUUCGAUAUCUCUGAGUGCUUCAAUCCAAGCAGCCAGACCGGACAACGUCUACUGAAUUUCAUGACAGCGACAGAUAACUUCCACCAAUCCUUCACCCCAGAGAUCAGAGCAGGCAUUUUAGACCUUCUCAGAAACAAGUGCAGCACUGAAAAAGAUGGCAGGGUGGUUUUCAACAGUCACAUGAGCUGCAUUCUUGUUCAUGCUUAAGUUUCUCCUAUGGAAAAAUGUUCAUACAUUCUGAUUCCCCCUCUUGCAUUAACUUUACCCUGCCAUAUGAUUAAAAAAAGUACAGCAUAUUUGCCUGUUGAUAAGGUUAAGAUAACCAUGUGCAGAUGUAUUCCCCUCAUUCACUCUGUAUGUGUACCAAAAUGAUCAAUAAAAAAACAAUUCAAUUACUA